GCACCCACCACGGCCGCCGACACCUCCUCUGCAUCCACCACGGCCGCCGACACCUCCUCUGCAUCCACCACGGCCGCCGACACCUCCUCUGCAUCCACCACGGCCGCCAACACCUCCUCUGCAUCCACCACGGCCGCCGACACCUCCUCUGCACCCACCACGGCCGCCGACACCUCCUCUGCAUCCACCACGGCCGCCGACACCUCCUCUGCAUCCACCACGGCCGCCGACACCUCCCCUGCACCCACCACGGCCGCCGACACCUCCUCUGCACCCACCACGGCCGCCGACACCUCCUCUAAACCCACCACGGCCGCCGACACCUCCCCUGCACCCACCACGGCCGCCGACACCUCCUCUGCACCCACCACGGCCGCCGACACCUCCCCUGCAUCCACCACGGCCGCCGACACCUCCUCUGCACCCACCACGGCCACCGACACCUCCCCUGCAUCCACCACGGCCGCCGACACCUCCUCUGCAUCCACCACGGCCGCCGACACCUCCCCUGCACCCACCACGGCCGCCGACACCUCCUCUGCAUCCACCACGGCCGCCGACACCUCCUCUGCAUCCACCACGGCCGCCGACACCUCCUCUGCAUCCACCACGGCCGCCGACACCAACUCUGCAUCCACCACGGCCGCCGACACCUCCCCUGCAUCCACCACGGCCGCCGACACCUCCUCUGCAUCCACCAUGGCCGCAGACACCUCCUCUGCACCCACCACGGCCGCCGACACCUCCUCUGCAUCCACCACGGCCGCCGACACCUCCUCUGCAUCCACCACGGCCGCCGACACCUCCCCUGCAUCCACCACGGCCGCCGACACCUCCUCUGCAUCCACCACGGCCGCCGACACCUCCUCUGCAUCCAUCACGGCCUCCGACACCUCCUCUGCACCCACCACGGCCGCCGACACCUCCCCUGCACCCACCACGGCCGCCGACACCUCCCCUGCAUCCACCACGGCCACCGACACCUCCUCUGCAUCCACCACGGCCGCCGACACCUCCUCUGCAUCCACCACGGCCACCGACACCUCCUCUGCAUCCAUCACGGCCUCCGACACCUCCUCUGCAUCCAUCACGGCCUCCGACACCUCCUCUGCACCCACCACGGCCUCCGACACCUCCUCUGCACCCACCACGGCCUCCGACACCUCCCCUGCAUCCACCACGGCCACCGACACCUCCUCUGCAUCCAUCACGGCCUCCGACACCUCCUCUGCACCCACCACGGCCGCCGACACCUCCCCUGCACCCACCACGGCCGCCGACACCUCCCCUGCAUCCACCACGGCCACCGACACCUCCCCUGCAUCCACCACGGCCGCCGACACCUCCUCUGCAUCCACCACGGCCGCCGACACCUCCCCUGCAUCCACCACGGCCGCCGACACCUCCUCUGCAUCCACCACGGCCGCCGACACCUCCUCUGCAUCCACCACGGCCGCCGGCACCUCCCCUGCAUCCACCACGGCCGCCGACACCUCCCCUGCAUCCACCACGGCCGCCAACACCUCCUCUGCAUCCACCACGGCCGCCGACACCUCCUCUGCAUCCACCACGGCCGCCGGCACCUCCUCUGCAUCCACUAUGGCAACCGACACCUCCUCUGCACCCACCACGGCCGCCGACACCUCCCCUGCACCCACCACGGCCGCCGACACCUCCCCUGCAUCCACCACGGCCGCCGGCACCUCCUCUGCAUCGACCACGGCCACCGACACCUCCCCUGCACCCACCACGGCCGCCGACACCUCCCCUGCAUCCAUCACGGCCGCCGGCACCUCCUCUGCAUCGACCACGGCCACCGACACCUCCCCUGCAUCCACCACGGCCGCCGACACCUCCUCUGCAUCCACCACGGCCGCCGACACCUCCCCUGCAUCCACCACGGCCGCCGACACCUCCUCUGCAUCCACUAUGGCAACCGACACCUCCUCUGCACCCACCACGGCCGCCGACACCUCCCCUGCACCCACCACGGCCGCCGACACCUCCCCUGCAUCCACCACGGCCGCCGGCACCUCCUCUGCAUCGACCACGGCCACCGACACCUCCCCUGCAUCCACCACGGCCGCCGACACCUCCUCUGCAUCCACUAUGGCAACCGACACCUCCUCUGCACCCACCACGGCCGCCGACACCUCCUCUGCACCCACCACGGCCGCCGACACCUCCCCUGCAUCCACCACGGCCGCCGACACCUCCCCUGCAUCCACCACGGCCGCCGACACCUCCCCUGCAUCCACCACGGCCGCCGACACCUCCCCUGCAUCCACCACGGCCGCCGACACCUCCCCUGCAUCCACCACGGCCUCCGGCACCUCCUCUGCACCCACCACGGCCGCCGACACCUCCUCUGCACCCACCACGACCGCCGACACCUCCUCUGCAUCCACCACGGCCGCCGACACCUCCCCUGCACCCACCACGGCCGCCGACACCUCCCCUGCAUCCACCACGGCCUCCGGCACCUCCUCUGCAUCGACCACGGCCACCGACACCUCCUCUGCAUCCACCACGGCCGCCGACACCUCCUCUGCAUCCACCACGGCCGCCGACACCUCCUCUGCAUCCACCGCGGCCGCCGACACCUCCUCUGCAUCCACCACGGCCGCCGACACCUCCUCUGCAUCCACCACGGCCGCCGACACCUCCCCUGCAUCCACCACGGCCGCCGACACCUCCUCUGCAUCCACCACGGCCGCCGACACCUCCCGUGCAUCCACCGCGGCCGCCAACACCUCCCAUGCAUCCACCACGGCCGCCGACACCUCCCCUGCACCCACCACGGCCGCCGACACCUCCCCUACCUCCUCUGCAUCCACCACGGCCGCCGACACCUCCUCUGCACCCACCACGGCCGCCGACACCUCCUCUGCAUCCACCACGGCCGCCGACACCUCCCCUGCAUCCACCGCGGCCACCGACACCUCCCCUGCACCCACCACGGCCGCCGACACCUCCUCUGCAUCCACCACGGCCGCCGACACCUCCCCUGCACCCACCACGGCCGCCGACACCUCCUCUGCAUCCACCACGGCCGCCGACACCUCCUCUCCAUCCACCACGGCCGCCAGCACCUCCUCUGCAUCCACCACGGCCACCGACACCUCCCCUGCACCCACCACGGCCGCCGACACCUCCCCUGCAUCCACCACGGCCGCCGACACCUCCUCUGCAUCCACCACGGCCGCCGACACCUCCCCUGCACCCACCACGGCCGCCGACACCUCCCCUGCAUCCACCACGGCCGCCGGCACCUCCUCUGCAUCCACCACGGCCGCCGACACCUCCCCUGCACCCACCACGGCCGCCGACACCUCCUCUGCAUCCACCACGGCCGCCGACACCUCCUCUGCACCCACCACGGCCGCCGACACCUCCCCUGCACCCACCACGGCCGCCGACACCUCCUCUGCAUCCACCAUGGCCGCCGACACCUCCCCUGCAUCCACGACGGCCGCCGACACCUCCUCUGCAUCCACCACGGCCGCCGACACCUCCCCUGCAUCCACCACGGCCGCCGACACCUCCUCUGCACCCACCACGGCCGCUGACACCACCCCUGCAUCCACCACGGCCGCCGACACCUCCCCUGCACCCACGACGGUCGCCGACACCUCCCCUGCAUCCACCACGGCCGCCGACACCUCCUCUGCAUCCACCACGGCCGCCGACACCUCCUCUGCACCCACCACGGUCGCCGACACCUCCCCUGCAUCCACCACGGCCGCCGACACCUCCCCUGCAUCCACCACGGCCGCCGACACCUCCUCUGCAUCCACCACGGCCGCCGACACCUCCCCUGCAUCCACCACGGCCGCCGACACCUCCCCUGCACCCACCACGGCCGCCGACACCUCCUCUGCAUCCACCACGGCCGCCGACACCUCCCCUGCAUCCACCACGGCCGCCGACACCUCCUCUGCAUCCACCACGGCCGCCGACACCUCCCCUGCAUCCACCACGGCCACCGACACCUCCCCUGCAUCCACCACGGCCGCCGACACCUCCCCUGCAUCCACCACGGCCGCCGACACCUCCCCUGCACCCACCACGGCCGCCGACACCUCCCCUGCAUCCACCACGGCCGCCGACACCUCCCCUGCAUCCACCACGGCCGCCGACACCUCCCCUGCAUCCACCACGGCCGCCGACACCUCCCCUGCAUCCACCACGGCCGCCGACACCUCCUCUGCAUCCACCACGGGCGCCGACACCUCCUCUAACACCGUGGCCAGCACUACAUCCGCAACCACGACAUCCACCAGCACCUCUGCAGCUGGUGUGGCCACCAGCACCUCACCUGCCACCGCCACAGCCUCAAGUGCACCUGCAAACACCGGGCCCAGCACCACCCCUCCAACCACCGCAGGCACCAGCACCUCCCCUGCAGCUGCCACGGCCACCAGCACCCCUACAAACACGGUGCCCAGCACCCUUCCUGGACCCACCACGCCCAGCACCACCCCUGAAACCCCCACGGUCACCACCAUAACCCCUGCCAACACUCUGCCCAUCAUAACCUCUCCAACCACCACAUCCACAACCACCACAGUCACGACCACCCCUGAGCACACUCUGCCCAGCACCACCUCUGCAACCACUCUGUCCAGCACCAGCACCCCUGCAUCCACCAAAGACACCAGCACCCCUGCAACCACCACGGCCGCCGACACCUCCCCUGCAUCCACCACGGCCGCCGACACCUCCCCUGCACCCACCACGGCCGCCGACACCAACUCUGCAUCCACCACGGCCGCCGACACCUCCUCUGCAUCCACCACGGCCGCCGAC
This is a messenger RNA of Phalacrocorax carbo (great cormorant), 4809 nucleotides long. The record is from RefSeq and is a predicted model, not a curated record. Lineage: Eukaryota; Metazoa; Chordata; Aves; Suliformes; Phalacrocoracidae.